GAAUGAGUGCGCUUCAGAGCCUGAUCACAGCACUGGCGCUGUCGUUGUCGUCAUUUGUGAUGAGUUUCCAGCUCUCCGCAAUGAGAUCUACCCUGCCAUGCAGACGAGAGAGGCCAUCUCUGAGGAUGCAGAACGACGCAAAGGUGAUGACGAAUCAGCGGCACGCCGAUGCAGAUCACUUCCUGCACUGUAGCAAUGCUUCGUUUCUGCGUGCAGGUGUCUGUGGCGGCUCUCUCCCCGACGUCCAUCAGCCUUGUAUCGUCAGAUCUGGCUUCCUUUCCGCUGUACAGGGUGCGUUACGGCACCGACAGCACCUCUGCCCCCCUGGCCUCUUUUGUCUUCACCAGUAUGCAAGGUGGCAUCUGUCGAUUGGCCGGGCUUAGGCCAGACACCGACUAUUCUGUGAUGGUGUAUGGCGUCGGGGAGGCAGCCGCGGCCCAUGAAGGAGGGUCUGAGGCGCUGCUGGCCUCAGCCGCCUUCAAGACGCCUCGGCAGGAGGUUGGAGAGGUCGGGGACAUAUCGCGGCUUGACAUGAGAGUCGGUGAGAACGACCAAUGAUACGCAGUGCAACAAUAUUGAUGUGUAGGUCCCUGUCUGAUUGACUGCAUGCAGGUCGCAUCUCGUCUGUGGAGAAGCACCCAGACGCCGACAGCCUCUACAUCGAGCAGAUUGAUUUAGGGGAAGGCGAGCCCCGGACGAUUGUGAGCGGUCUGGUCAAGUACUGUUCGCCAGAGGAGCUGCAGGGGCGGGACGUGAUUGUGCUCUGCAACCUUAAACCUCGCAUGAUGAGAGGGGUCGAGUCGCGGGGGAUGCUGAUGCGCGCGUCCGACGAAAGCAAGACAACGGUGGGCUCAGUCGGGAUGCACACACACUCUGUGCAAGUAUAUCGCUCCAUCGGUCCAUCGGUGUGCUGUGGAACUGCUGUGGCGUGUCAGGUGGAGCCACUGAGGCCGCCAGAAGGAUCCGCACCUGGUAGGUCAAAUCACUGGCUGCAGCGCCGUUGGUGUGCCACAUGGAUGCUCUCCCUUGUCCACUGCAGGUGAUGCGGUCCGGGUUGAUGGGUACCAAAGGCAGCCCUAUCAGCCUGGUGACAGGGCCAACAGGGCCUUCGAAAAGGUCGCAUCCAAACUCAGAACCGAUGAUCAACUGGUACCUGCCAGAAAAGGCCAUCACGCAAGGCGUUUGGACAAUGUGUGUCUGUUUCCUGUCUUUAUGUCCGUGUGUGUGUGUUGGUGCAGAGAGGGACAUAUGAUAGUGCGGUGAUGUCGACUGAGAGGGGGCCAUGUACAGCUACCAUUGAGGGCCGCAUCUCAUGAGCGGAGCGGGGGUAGAGAGACUGGUCUGAGGUGUGUCGAUUGAAGAUGAGACCUUUCGUUGCAUGGCCGUUCAACAAACGAUUUCU
Vitrella brassicaformis is the source of this 1402-nucleotide messenger RNA. The record is from the annotation of a GenBank genome assembly. NCBI's taxonomy places the organism in Eukaryota, Vitrellaceae.